Molecule: messenger RNA, 1516 nt
Organism: Capsaspora owczarzaki ATCC 30864
Lineage: Eukaryota; Filasterea; Ministeriida; Capsasporidae
Product: rho GTPase-activating protein 8
Exons: 11
Coding region: 1-1368 (455 amino acids)
Biological process (GO): small GTPase-mediated signal transduction; negative regulation of endocytic recycling
Cellular component (GO): cytoplasm
Molecular function (GO): GTPase activator activity
Source: RefSeq, a predicted model, not a curated record
AUGAAGAGCCAGCUGGCUGCGAUUUUUGGCUUUGCCGACACGCGAUUCCCCUUCUCAGACCAGCACCUUCGAUCAACUUGCUCCAAAUCGGAUUUGCUCUAUCGCAUUCGCUAUUACCUAUUCACUCUCAGAUUGGACGAGCACUCGGUCAAGGUCGGCUCGUACUCGCAGGCCCUCGAGCAAGCGGCCGCGGUCGACUUUAGCGCAAUCCAGCAGUACAACAUUAUCAACCACGCAGGUGUCGAUCGACUCAGCCGACCGGUCGUCGUGUUCAAUGCCUGCAAUCUGCCCAGCUCAAAGCAAAUCGACAUGAAUCUGCUCCUCCAAUACAUCAUUGUUGCCCUCGACAAGGUUGUCGAGAGCGAUUAUGUGAUUGUGUACUUGCAUGCUGGGCUCAACAGUGACAACCGCCCAGGAAUUGGCUGGGUCCGCGAGGUCUACAAAGUCUUUGACCGCAAGUACAAGAAAAACCUUAAGGCAUUAUAUAUUGUGCACCCUUCCGUGUGGAUUAAGGUCAUCAUGGGUCUUGUCCGUCCGUUCAUCAGCUCCAAGUUUGCGCAAAAACUCUUGUACAUGUCCAGCCUGGAUCAGCUGUCGCAAUACCUUCACGUCGACCAAAUGGAUGUGCCUGAGUUUGUUCGCGCAUAUGACAAGCGAGCCAACAAGGACAAGCCAGCAGCACUUUCGUCGUCCGUUUCAACUGCAUCUGUGGUGCCUGGCCGACAUUCGGAGCACCAACAAUUUGGCGUCGCCCUUGCAGAGCUUGUUUCUGAUAACCAGCCAAUUCCGCUUGUGCCAAGACUCGCGACCGCUUACAUUCGUCAACACGGGCUGGAUGUUGAGGGUAUCUUCCGCCGAUCAGCCAGCGCGCAGACCAUUCGCGUCGUGAAGGAGAAGUUCAACAAAGGCGAACAAGUUACUUUUGAGGAAUACUUGGACGUGCACAUCCCGGCUGUCUUGCUCAAAACCUUCCUUCGCGAGCUGCCCGAGCCGAUUGUCACAUUCGAAUUGUUUGAUUCAAUCAUGCACAUUCUGGACCUGCCUGCAGAAGAAAAGGUCGAGGCCACGCGCCAACUCUUCCAGACCCAACUGCCAAAAGCCAACUACGUGGUACUGGAGUACCUGAUGCGCUUCUUGCACGAAGUCCUGCUGCAUGCCGAGACAAACCUGAUGACGGCAAGCAACUUGGCCAUUGUGUUUGCGCCCAAUCUCGUUUGGUCGAGCACACAUGCAGCGUCGCUUGUUGCGAUGGGCAAGAUUAACACGUUCGUGCACCUGCUCAUCAGCAAUGUCGACGGCGUGUUUGGCUCAAGUUCGGAUGGCGCUGGCGUCCAACAAUCGUCCAGUGCUGCGCCCGCGGAUGCCUAAAACAAAACAAAACAAAGAAAACACGAAACAGCAUGCUCAUAGUGUCAUCUUUAUGCAACAUUUUUAUUGGUGUUUUGUUCAUGUUUGCUUUUGUUGUACGGUCCUUGCACCGUGAUGUUCACAAACAAAAGUGUGUUGAGACAACAAA